AUGUCAGAAAAGGCUCCUCUUCUUCAUUAUCGACUCACCACGAGCACUGGUCCGGAGCCGAAAGAUGUUCCCAAACACAGCAGUGCUAAGGCGGGCAGAGACGGCCGACGGACCAAGGAAAAAACCGCCCCAAAACUCGGAGUGGUGUUUGGAGUGGUCAUACCAACUUUACUGUCCAUGUUCAGCGUCGUUGUGUUUCUGCGAAUUGGAUUUGUUGUGGGUCAAGCCGGGCUCUAUCAAUCUAUUGCCAUGUUCCUGGUGGCCUACUUCAUUAUCACAAUGACUGUGCUUUCUGUGUGCGCCAUUUCCACCAAUGGGGCUUUAGACGCUGGAGGUGCGUACUACAUGAUCAGUCGAGCCCUGGGUCCAGAGUUUGGUGGCAGCAUCGGGAUCAUGUUUUUCUUUGCCAAUGUGUGCGGCAGUGCUCUCUACAUUCUGGGUCUGGUUGAGGCUAUCUUGUCUGCCUUUGGCAUCCCAGAAGAGGGUGCUGCACAUGUUGCAGGUCUCCAUCAGGUGUUGCCUACAGGAUACUGGUGGUCUUUGCUUUAUGGCACCGUCCUACUCUUCCUAUGUUUCAUUGUCUGCUUGGUGGGAGCGCACAUCUAUGCCAAAGCCACCUUUAUCAUUUUCAUCAUAGUCACGACAGUCCUGGCUUCCAUUUUCAUCAGUUUCUUCAUUGUGCUGCCUAUUGUGGUGAUUCUGCCAGAUACCUCUGUUUUUAACAGCACCAGCCUAAGCACCGCCAAUUAUACUGGUUUCCGGCUCCACACCUUGGAGGACAACCUAUUGCGUAAUUACACAGUAGACUACACCACUGGUGCCAUGAUGAGUUUUGCCACAGUGUUUGCUGUCAUGUUCAAUGGCUGCACUGGAAUCAUGGCAGGCUCCAACAUGUCAGGUGACCUGAAAAAUCCCAGUUAUUCCAUCCCAAGAGGAACGCUUGCAGCUGUGCUUAUAACUUUCAUCACGUACAAUAUGCUUAGUCUGAUGGCUGCGUGGUCCUGUGACCGUUGCCUACUCCAAAGAGACUACAGUUUCCUGGGAGACAUCAAUAUUUGGCCGCCCCUGGUCACAGUCGGGAUUUACUCCUCCACUAUGUCUGCUGCUAUGAGUAACCUGAUAGGAGCCUCCAGGAUCUUAUAUGCUCUGUCUAAAGACAACCUGUUUGGUGGUGUCCUGGCUCUGGCGAGGAAAACAUCUCGAAGUGGGAACCCCUGGGCCUCGGUGCUUGUCUCCUGGUUGCUUGUACAGGUGGUGCUGUUCGCUGGUAAAUUGAACACCAUAGCUGGUAUUGUAACCAUUUUCUUCUUGUUGGUCUAUGCUGCUGUGAACUUGGCCUGUUUGGCUCUAGAAUGGGCUUCUGCACCAAACUUCAGGCCCUCAUUCCGUUGUUUUACCUGGCAUACCUGCACAUUGGGCAUCCUUGGCUGCUUGAUCAUGAUGUUCCUGAUCAGUGCCAUUUAUGCCUUUGCCAGCAUAGCCUUCAUGUUGCUGCUCUUGAUGCUUAUCCACUACCUCGGUCCCAUCAGCAACUGGGGGUACAUCAGCCAGGCUCUCAUAUUCCACCAGGUACGCAAGUACUUGUUGAUGUUGGAUGUGCGUAAAGACCACGUGAAGUUCUGGAGGCCACAGGUGCUACUGAUGGUGGCAAACCCUCGCAGCUGUACAGGUCUCAUGACUUUCAUCAAUGACCUGAAGAAGAGUGGCCUCUAUGUACUGGGACAUGUGAAGCUGGGUUUACUAGAUGGGUUGCCCUCUGAUCCUUUGCAGAGCCGUUAUGACUCCUGGCUGUCUCUAGUAGAUCAUCUGAACAUCAAGGCAUUUGUCAACCUUACCCUGGCUGACUCUGUCCGACACGGAGUUCAGAACCUGCUUUUCAUUACAGGAUUUGGUGGAAUGAGACCAAACACCAUUGUCUUGGGUUUCUAUGAUGACUGCACCCCUCAAGACCACCUCCAAGGUAAAAUUCUUGUGUCUACAGGCCAUGGCUUGGAUGCAGUCUGUCCAACCAAAGAGCCUGGAGAGCAGCGACCCCCUUUUUUCUCCAUUGUGCGGGGUGCUGAAGAACUCAAAGACCUUCAGAAAGAGGAAUAUGUGUCAGUGAUCGCUGACGCUGUAAAAAUGGGGAAGAAUGUGACACUGGCUCGUUACUUCAACCAGUUUAACCGAGAGGAGGUCUUGGGAUCAGGAAGAAAGAUUGGAGGCUACCAAAGCAUGACAGGGCCAUUCGUUGAUGUGUGGCCUCUGAAUCUGCUUCGACCAGACAGCUGUGGCUAUGUCGACAUCUGCUCACUGUUCCUCCUGCAGCUGGCUUGCGUGCUUCAAGAGACCCGUGCCUGGAAACAGGCAAGACUCCGCCUCUUCCUAUGUGUGGAGGCUGGUUGCAGUUUGCAGGAAGAGGAAGAGACGAAGCUCAGGGUUAUGCUGAAGGAGCUGAGAAUAUCAGCCCAGGUGCAGAUGGUUGCUUGGGACCAGGUGGUAGCACUGCAUUGGCAGAGACAAGGAGGAAAGGAGAGAGGGAAUCUGGUGGAGUCUGCACAGAAUGAGGAGAGGAUGGAGAGAGAAGAGAAAACUGAGAAAGAAAAUGGUAUCCAAACGUUCCCCAAUAAUGCCGCUCAGCUUACAGAUGAAUAUAUCUGCGCCGUCAACAGUCUGAUUCACCGACAUGGAGCCCCUAAACCUGCUGUGCGUUUCCUGUACUUGCCACGCCCACCAGCAGACACAAAUCGUUACUCUGCCUACCUGCACCAGGUGGACCUGUUGAGUCGAGAUCUUGGCCCGACAUUGCUCAUUCAUGGAGUCACUCCUGUGGUCACUACCGAUCUCUAG
Seriola dumerili (greater amberjack) is the source of this 2829-nucleotide messenger RNA. RefSeq names its product solute carrier family 12 member 9-like. Gene Ontology annotation, molecular function: potassium:chloride symporter activity. Lineage: Eukaryota; Metazoa; Chordata; Actinopteri; Carangiformes; Carangidae. Gene Ontology annotation, biological process: cell volume homeostasis; potassium ion import across plasma membrane; potassium ion homeostasis. Gene Ontology annotation, cellular component: membrane. The record is from RefSeq and is a predicted model, not a curated record. The transcript is spliced from 14 exons. The coding region runs from base 1 to 2829 and encodes 942 amino acids.